AAGCCUUACAGUGUAGGUUAUUAAGCCUCGUGAUAUUAUUGUUGUUUUCACACAGGACUAAUGGAGAAUACUGUUAAAAGUAAGAAAAGGGGGAAGAAAUCGCAUUCCCCUGUUAUUGAUAGCAAUUCUAGUGAUGAUAAAUCUAAAGUUAAGAAAUCGAAGAAGAAACAGAAAAUUAGUUCAAAUUUUAUCGAUGAAAACCAGGAACCGUCAAAAACAGAUUUGGUGCCAAUGAAGAAGUUUAAGAAACUGAAAGAAGUACCACAGGAAGUAGAUACUGAAAUAACCACUAAGCCAGAAAAAACUAAGAAGAAGAAGAAGGGAAAAAAAUCUAAUAAUAUUGAUUCAGAGGAUGUUACUGACUUCAAUAAUUCUGUUGCAUUAAAAUCAAAGAGUGAUGAAAUGGAUGUUGAUUCUUCAUCAAAUGAUGAGUCAGAUAUAUCUGAUGGUGAAUCCGCGAAUAGUGUAUCCUCAUUCAAUAUUGACAGUUACCCAUCAGAUGAUGAUGAUGAUGAAGAUGAUAACCCAUCCUCAGAUGAAGAAGAAGCGAACAAAAAACGUGGUCUUCCUAUUAGUGCAGUACCUUCAGCUGAAUUGGAAGAAAGGGAAAAUCGAACAAUAUUCAUUGGUAAUCUUCCAAAAACAGUUGAAAGACAUGAACUGCGGAAGUGGUUUUCUAGAUUUGGAAAAGUUGAAUGUGUUAGAUUGAGAAGUGCUCCCCUUGCUGAUCUUGAAAUGCCCAAAAAAGUUGCUGUAAUCAAGAAAUCUUUUCACGAAAAUCGAUCAAAUAUUCAUGCUUACAUUAGGUUUAAAGAUAUCGAAGGGGCACAGAAUGCAUUGCAAGCUAAUUGUACAAAAUUUGGUGAAUUCACAUUGCGGGUUGAUAAUGCACGCCACAAAGGGGGAUAUGAUGGGAAAAAGGCAGUUUUUGUUGGUAAUGUUCCAUUUAAUGUUGAAGAGAACUCCUUCAUCAAUUUAUUCUCAAAGUGUGGGGAAAUUGACGGUGUUAGAAUUAUCAGGGACAAAGCAACUGGAGUGGGUAAAGGUUUCGCCUAUGUCAAUUUCAAAUGUUCAUCAUCUGUCCCUCUUGCUUUAAAGCUUGAUGGUGAAGUUUUAGAAAAAAGACAGCUGAGAGUAAAACCAGUCAAAUAUGAAAAACGUUCUCACAAAUCACCAGGAAAUUUUUCACAAAUAAGAAAUAAUUCCAAGUUUAAAUCUGGCUUUAGGCAAGGUAAGACCCAAGGAUUUGGUGAAAUGAAGAACAAAGGUACUUCAAAAAAACCUCCUUUUAAAAAUAAUAAAUUCCAAGGUGAAUUUAGCAAACGAAAAGAAAAAAGUAAAUUUAAAAAGAAGUCUCUUGCUACUAAGAAACAUGAAAUUUAUUCUAAAAUACUUGCAAAUAAAAAGAAAUCAGCCUAAGUCCACAUAUUAUGUUGUAUAUAAAUUUUUAAUGUGAAAUAAAAUUAUAAUUGUUAAAUUGAA
Molecule: messenger RNA, 1482 nt
Organism: Nezara viridula (southern green stink bug)
Lineage: Eukaryota; Metazoa; Arthropoda; Insecta; Hemiptera; Pentatomidae
Source: the annotation of a GenBank genome assembly